CAAUCCAAAGUUGUCGCGACCGGAGGUACCUCCAAGUGAUUCGGCAACUCCUUUUCUAGUACAGUCAAGAGUGAGAUCUUCUGGUGACCACCAGAUUUCGGUGCUACAUUCUUUUCCAAAUCUAAACCCCGGCUCCAGUCAGUCUUUGGGCAACCUUUCAAGGAUACACACGGGUUCCUCGCGGUAGGAAUUCGACUCCCUUCGGUGUUGGUGAUAGCAAUAAAGUGCCAGGUGGUAUUACAAAUCUGUUAGUCACUGUGACCUAGUCUUUUGUGUGUGGUGUCGUUUGAAAGCCGAAAUUGAAUAGUGCUACAGCAAGCAAGAUGUCCAACAAGGUGCUAUUAUCCGAAGAUUCUGUCUACCAGCAGAUCCAGCAAUACUACAAGCAGCAUGGUGCUUCAAUUAACAUCAAGAAGAUCUUCCAGGAGGAUGACAUUCGCUUCGACAAGUUCAGCCUAAAGCUGACCACACCCAAGGAUGGAGAAAUUUUGCUGGAUUACUCCAAGAACCGUAUCACCGACGAGGCCUGGAACAUGCUGAUGGAUUUGGCCGAAUCGCGUGAUGUGGUCAAAACCCGUAACGAUAUGUUCAAUGGGGAGCGCAUCAACAUCACCGAGAACCGGGCAGUGCUGCACAUUGCGUUGAGAAAUCGCUCGAAUAAACCCAUUAUGGUUGAUGGCAAAGAUGUUAUGCCUGAGGUCAACGCCGUUCUGGACCACAUGAAGGAGUUUACCGAGCAGGUCCUGAAUGGAGUUUGGCGCGGUUAUACCAACAAGAAAAUCAGCGACGUAGUCAACAUCGGUAUCGGUGGAUCAGACUUGGGUCCACUGAUGGUCUCUGAGGCUCUGAAGGCCUACAACACCGGCAUUCGUUCUCAUUUUGUAUCGAAUGUUGAUGGUACUCAUAUUGCUGAAACUUUGAAGAAGCUCGAUCCAGAAACGACUCUGUUCAUCAUUGCUUCCAAGACGUUCACCACUCAGGAAACCAUCACUAAUGCCACUGCCGCCAAGACAUGGUUCCUGGAGCGCUGCGGCGAACAAGAGCACGUGGCCAAGCAUUUCGUUGCACUGUCCACCAAUAAGGAAAAGGUGGCAGCGUUCGGAAUCAACACCAAAAACAUGUUCGAAUUCUGGGACUGGGUUGGUGGACGUUACUCGUUGUGGUCCGCCAUCGGUUUGUCCAUUUCGUUGGCCAUCGGAUUCGACAACUUCGAGAAGCUUCUGGAAGGUGCCCACUACAUGGACAACCACUUCUUGAGUGCUCCAUUGAAUGAAAAUGCUCCGGUCAUUUUGGCCCUGAUGGGCAUCUGGUACUCGAAUUUCUACGGUGCGGAGACACACGCCCUACUACCGUACGAUCAGUAUUUGCACCGCUUUGCUGCCUACUUCCAGCAGGGCGAUAUGGAGAGUAACGGAAAGGGCGUAACCAAGUCCGGCAAACGAGUCGAUUUCAACACCGGUCCGAUCGUGUGGGGAGAACCCGGCACCAACGGACAGCAUGCGUUCUACCAGCUGAUUCAUCAGGGCACCCGACUGAUUCCGUGUGACUUCAUCGCCCCGGUCUUCACCCACAACCCGGUGGAGAAUGGCGGUAUGCAUAAGAUUCUGCUGGCCAACUAUCUCGCCCAGACGGAAGCUCUGAUGAUGGGAAAAACCGAGGAACAAGCCCGUGCCGAACUGGAAGCCGCUGGCAUGUCCGGUGAAAAGCUAGAGCAGCUACUGCCGCACAAGGUCUUCACCGGAAACCGACCGACGAACUCGAUCCUGGUGAAAAAGAUCACACCAUUCGUGCUGGGAGCACUGAUUGCCAUGUACGAGCACAAGAUCUUCACCCAGGGUGUCAUCUGGGACGUGAACUCGUUCGACCAGUGGGGCGUCGAGCUGGGAAAACAGCUGGCCAAGGCCAUCGAAGUCGACCUGAACGAUUCGAACAAGACUACCUCGCACGAUUCGUCCACCAACGGAUUGAUCAACUUCAUCAAGGUUCACUGGGAACAGGAAGGAAACUAAGCAUGUUAUCGAGUGAAGGAGCUUCGCUUCUGUACUCAUAUCUCAAACGAAUAAAAAAGUACACAUAUUAUGGUUAAUGUUAUCAAAUAUAUAAAAACUUAAAUUAUUCUUGGACGUACGUUCGUUUUAAUAUAGUCGACUUAAAUUACAAAAAAGUAGCACAGCAUUGCAACACUAAUUGGCGCAUGAAAACUUAAAAA
This is a messenger RNA of Aedes albopictus (Asian tiger mosquito), 2209 nucleotides long. It is a transcript of the gene Pgi, whose product is annotated as glucose-6-phosphate isomerase. The transcript is spliced from 4 exons. The record is from RefSeq and is a predicted model, not a curated record. Gene Ontology annotation, cellular component: cytosol. Gene Ontology annotation, molecular function: carbohydrate derivative binding; glucose-6-phosphate isomerase activity; monosaccharide binding. Gene Ontology annotation, biological process: gluconeogenesis; glycolytic process; glucose 6-phosphate metabolic process. NCBI's taxonomy places the organism in Eukaryota, Metazoa, Arthropoda, Insecta, Diptera, Culicidae. Bases 324 to 2009 code for a protein of 561 amino acids.